This is a messenger RNA of Ostreococcus lucimarinus CCE9901, 1263 nucleotides long. RefSeq lists its product with no specific name. The record is from RefSeq and is a predicted model, not a curated record. The transcript has a single exon. The coding region runs from base 1 to 1263 and encodes 420 amino acids. NCBI's taxonomy places the organism in Eukaryota, Viridiplantae, Chlorophyta, Mamiellophyceae, Mamiellales, Bathycoccaceae.
AUGACGUUUGCGGGCGUCGUGGGUGCGCUGGAGGUGGCCCUGGAUCAGUCGGUGCGACGCGCGAGUGGGGGAUUGCGUCAGGCGUGCUCGCGCGAGUCGACGGAAUCGAAACCGUAUGGCAUCGCCGCGACGUGCUUGCGACAGUUGGAGGCCGUGGUUGAGGCGUUAGCGAAUAGUAAUGGCGACGACGUCGUCGCGCGCGAUCGCGCGGCGGCGGAAGUCAGCGCGUGGGCGCUCGUGAGUGAGUUGUUCGCCGAGGACAAGCUCGGGGCGUCUCGAGGCACCGCGGCGGAGGUGCACCGAAGACGCGCCGGCGUGAGCGCUUGGUUGCGAGAACAAGUCGCGCGCGCUGCGCCUUGCGAGGAAGAGCUGUUCGGUAGACGUGCGGCGUUAACGCACGUCGCCGGUGGUCGAACCGUGAGCGCUGCACGCGCUGCGGCAGCGCACGGAGAUCCGCGUUUGGCGACGUGUUUGGCGCAAAUCGGCGCCGGCAAAAACGUGGCGUUCUACGCCAAGCAACAGCUCACGCGCUGGCGCGCGGGGUCGGUGGGCAAGUACAUCGACGAGUUCAGCGAGCAAGCAUUCAAGCUUCUCGCCGGUGAGGUCGAGCGCGACGAUGACGGGAUGGGUUGGUAUCAAAACUUAGGCUUACACAUGUGGCUCGCCGCCGGACCGACGUCGCCGCUGCGCGACGUGGUGAAGAACUACCUCGACGCCGUCGCGCAACAGCGCGCGGCGAACCCGCUGCCGCCGGUUGCGACUUACGAAGCACUCGACGCGAACCAAGCGACACACUUGCGCGACGUGGCGUUCAACAUUCUCGCCCUCGCCGCGUCCACCGAGGACGAAGGCGGGUCGCCGAGCACGGCGGAGGUGCGCGUGGCGUUUCACCCGCUCACGUACUCGGAUGACGUCUUGAACGCGUCGCUUGCUUGGCACCUAUUCGGCGUCUUAAACGCGAUCGGUGUGCUAGAGGGCGAGGGCAUGGACGCGUUGGCGGACGAAAUCACCGUCGCCUUCGCGACGCAGCUUCUUGGUAUGCCUGAGCGAGGACGGUGCGAGUGGGCCGUCUUCGUCUCGCAACACUUGAGAGACGACACGCGGCGGACGAAAAUGACGGGGCACAUCUUGCGUGAGCGUUUCGAGGAGUGGAAAUGCGAUGAUGGAAAGAUAGCGUUCAUCAAGGACGUGUGCGCGGUACCGCAGGAAUCGCUCGACGACGCGCACGCGCUGUGGGACGUGUAUUCGACGCCUCGGCCGUGA